UAACAACACUGUCACAGUUGUCGUUUAGUCAACACUAAAAUCGUGAACAACAGAAGUAAAUAAUUAUCAACAAAUGAUUUAAUUUACUGCAAAUAUUAAAUACAGAAUUUAACUGGCAAAACCAACCUUUGCCGGUAGCAACUACAUAGACAGAAAAAUUAUAAACAAUGGACAUCUCCAAAGCACCCAAUCCCCGAAAGCUGGAACUCUGUCGUACAUAUUUUCGAACUGGGUUUGCUUUCUUGCCUUUUAUUUGGGCCAUAAAUGUGUGCUGGUUCUUCGAGGAGGCGUUUCGUAAACCUGCUUACCCGGAACAGAGCCAAAUUAAACGAUAUGUCAUAUAUUCCGCACUGGGCACGUUGUUAUGGCUCAUAGCACUCAUCGGUUGGAUUAUUAUCUUUCAGACAAAUCGUGCUGCAUGGGGAGCCACAGCGGACUAUAUCAGUUUCAUCAUUCCAAUGGGCAGUGCAUAGGUUAAGAAUUAUCGAUAGGCAAAGCUAAGGACAUUCAUACAUUUUAUAACUACUCAUGAUAUUAAAAUGAAACUAUUUAAAAACAAA
Drosophila willistoni is the source of this 560-nucleotide messenger RNA. It is a transcript of the gene pen-2, whose product is annotated as gamma-secretase subunit pen-2. The transcript has 3 exons. The record is from RefSeq and is a predicted model, not a curated record. Gene Ontology annotation, biological process: Notch receptor processing. Gene Ontology annotation, cellular component: gamma-secretase complex. NCBI's taxonomy places the organism in Eukaryota, Metazoa, Arthropoda, Insecta, Diptera, Drosophilidae. Bases 168 to 473 code for a protein of 101 amino acids.